CACGCGCCGGGCAUGCGCACAAGGGAGAGGGUCCACCGAGCACGCGCGGCGCAUGCGCAGAGAGCGGCGCGGCCAGGCCGUGAGGGGAGCGGAGCCGCCAUGAGCGCGGCGGAGCCGCUGGGCGCCGGGAUGAGCUUCGCCGAGAGGCAGCUGCGGCGGCACGGGUGGACGCGGGCAGGCUGACGGAUGAGGAGCUGGUGCGGGUGUGUGGGGGCCGCACAGCACACAAGGGUGCGCGGCACGGGCUGACCAUGAGCGCCAAGCUGGCGCGCCUGGAGCAGCAGGAGCGCGCCUUCCUGGCCGCCAGGCAGCACGGCGCGGGGGGGCAGCCCGCAGCCCCCCAAAGCUGCCCCCCAGAACAGCUGAGGGACAAAGGGAAGAAGAAGAAGAAGAAGAAAAAGAGGGAACAGGCAGCGGAUGGAGCUGAUGUGGAGGAGCUGCAGAGCCUGGAGGAGAGCAGAGGGGAGGAGGAAGAGGGAGAGGAGGAGGGAGCGAGGAAGAGGAAGAAGAAGAAAAAGAGGAGGAAGGAGGAGGUGGAGGAGGUGGCUGAGACAGAAGCACCUCCAGGGGACACCGGUGGGGAGCCAGGGGGGGCUGAGCACAGCCCUGGGGAGGGGAGGAAAAAGAAGAAGAAGAAGAAGAGGCGGAGGGAGGCAGAGUGAAUGGAGCCACCUGGCCAGGGGGGUCCUGAUCCUCUGGUGGUGGAGUGGGCGCCCAGAGGGGCUCGGGGCACAUGGGGCCGGGCUGGGGAGCUGUGUGCACCCCAUGGGACCUGCCCGCCCCACGGGAGCUGCCUGCUGCCCGGGUCACCCCCAGCUCCCGUCUGGCCCCAAGGCUGGGACCAGUUUGCCAUCAGCCCGCGGUGGAGUGACACGAGGACAGAACGACGCGAGGGCAGAGCCCGCGCAGUGCCGGGUUCUUCAAAGGGGUUUCUUCUUUUUACCAAUAAAUUUUUAUUGCAGCAAUCAA
Numida meleagris (helmeted guineafowl) is the source of this 969-nucleotide messenger RNA. It is a transcript of the gene GPATCH4, whose product is annotated as G-patch domain containing 4. Gene Ontology annotation, molecular function: nucleic acid binding. Lineage: Eukaryota; Metazoa; Chordata; Aves; Galliformes; Numididae. Gene Ontology annotation, biological process: regulation of ribosome biogenesis. Gene Ontology annotation, cellular component: nucleolus. The record is from RefSeq and is a predicted model, not a curated record.